GAUUUACUACUGCAUGCGGAAAAUUUUGAGUUUUCGCUUUGGAUGUGCCUCUCAGUUGAUAAUUGCUUUCAAAAACUAGUUCAGGCAUCCACAAGUGCGUUGAGUACAAGUUCUCGUCAAUGCGCAGCUGUUGGAGCAGAAGUCUCGAAAAUUCUGGAAGAUCGCAUUUUGGGUCAAGAAGUGAGCAUAAAUCUUGAAGAGACAGGUAAAGUAUUAUCAAUCGGAGAUGGUAUUGCUCGAGUUUAUGGUCUUAAGAAUAUUCAAGCGGAAGAGAUGGUUGAAUUCGACUCUGGUAUGAAGGGUAUGGCGCUGAACUUGGAUGUCGAUAAUGUUGGUGUUGUGGUGUUCGGUAAUGAUAAAGUAAUUCGAGAAGGUGACAUCGUUAAACGAACUGGUGCCAUUGUGGAUGUGCCUGUUGGCGAGGCCUUACUUGGUCGAGUUGUGGAUGCUUUGGGUAAUCCAAUUGAUGGUAAAGGUCCAGUCAAGUGUAAGGAACGAUCAAGGGUUGGUGUGAAGGCGCCAGGUAUCAUCCCGCGUAUAGGGGUGCGUGAGCCUAUGUUAACUGGAGUCAAAGCUGUCGAUUCGCUCGUACCAAUCGGUAGAGGACAACGAGAACUUAUUAUUGGUGAUCGUCAAACCGGAAAGACGGCAAUUGCGAUCGAUACAAUAAUAAAUCAAAAACGCUUCAAUGCUGGCAACGACGAAAAGAAGAAACUGUAUUGUAUCUACGUAGCCAUCGGUCAGAAACGUUCGACCGUCGCUCAGAUUGUGAAGCGUCUAACAGAUAGUGGUGCUAUCAAUUAUACUAUCAUCGUAUCGGCCACAGCAUCAGAUGCUGCUCCUCUUCAGUACUUAGCUCCGUACUCUGGAUGUGCUAUGGGUGAGUACUUCCGUGAUCACGGCAAACAUGCGCUCAUCAUCUACGACGAUCUUUCGAAACAGGCUGUCGCCUACCGGCAAAUGUCUCUUCUGUUACGUCGUCCUCCAGGCCGAGAAGCUUAUCCUGGCGACGUUUUCUAUCUUCAUUCUAGAUUACUUGAAAGAGCUGCCAAGAUGAAUGAAACACAUGGAGGAGGUUCGUUGACUGCAUUACCAGUAAUUGAGACUCAAGCUGGUGACGUAUCUGCGUACAUUCCAACAAAUGUCAUUUCGAUUACUGAUGGUCAAAUCUUCUUAGAAACCGAAUUGUUCUAUAAGGGUGUUCGUCCAGCGAUCAACGUAGGAUUAUCUGUAUCACGAGUAGGGUCUGCUGCUCAAACAAAGGCCAUGAAGCAGGUGGCUGGUUCAAUGAAAUUGGAAUUGGCUCAGUAUCGAGAGGUAGCCGCAUUUGCGCAGUUCGGUUCUGACUUAGAUGCAGCUACACAGCAGUUGUUGAACAGAGGUGUACGUCUCACGGAAUUGCUCAAACAAGGACAGUAUGUACCGAUGGCUAUUGAAGAACAGGUGGUUGUGAUAUAUGCAGGAGUAAGAGGACAUUUGGAUAAACUUGAUCCUUUAUUGAUAACGAGAUUCGAGAAGGAAUUCUUAGCACAUAUUCAACAAACACAACAAGAUUUGCUGAAAACAAUUCGUGAAGAAGGUAGCAUCUCACCAGCCACCGAAACUCGACUCAAAGAAUUGGUCUCUUCAUUUUUAGCUGGUUUCAAACAUUAG
Molecule: messenger RNA, 1653 nt
Organism: Anisakis simplex (herring worm)
Lineage: Eukaryota; Metazoa; Nematoda; Chromadorea; Rhabditida; Anisakidae
Source: the annotation of a GenBank genome assembly